Aspergillus heteromorphus CBS 117.55 is the source of this 1083-nucleotide messenger RNA. Its product is annotated as lactonase family protein. NCBI's taxonomy places the organism in Eukaryota, Fungi, Ascomycota, Eurotiomycetes, Eurotiales, Aspergillaceae. The transcript has 4 exons. Bases 1 to 1083 code for a protein of 360 amino acids. The record is from RefSeq and is a predicted model, not a curated record. Gene Ontology annotation, molecular function: 6-phosphogluconolactonase activity; protein binding.
AUGAAGCAUCAUCUUAUGGUUGGCACCUGGACCCCUCCAGGCCGCAUCUACACUGUCGCCUUUGACGAUGAGGCCCUGACCUUGGACCUGGUCAAGAAGACCGACAUUCCCGAGGCCGAACCUAUCUCAUGGAUGACCUUCUCGCACGACAAGAAAGCCAUCUAUGGCGCCGCCAUGAAGAAGUGGAACAGCUUUGCUGUCCACAGUCCCACUGAGAUUGUACACCAAGCCUCACACCCAGUAGCUGGUCACGAACUGGCCCCUAGUGCGGACACCAACACCCGUGCCAUCUUUGUGCUCGCCGCCCGCAAGCCCCCCUACAAUGUCUACGGAAACCCGUUUUACAAGUACGCCGGCUUCGGCAACGUCUUCUCCGUCGGGGAGGACGGUUCUCUGCACAAGAACAUCCAGAACUACGAGUACGAGCCCAACACCGGUAUCCAUGGCAUGGUGUUCGAUCCCACAGAGACCUACCUCUACUCGGCCGACCUGCAGGCAAACAAGAUCUGGACACACAAGAAGGACUCGGAGACAGGCGAGCUUACCCUCCUCGACUGCAUCGAGGCCCCAUCGCCAGACGAUCACCCCCGCUGGGUUGAGAUGCACCCCAGCGGCAAGUACUUGUACGCGUUGAUGGAGGCGGGCAACCGUCUCGCAGUCUACGUCAUCGACGAGCGGACCCACAAGCCAGUAUUCACUCACAUCACAUACCCAUUGCUCCCUGGUGGUCUCCCCCCGCGCAACAAAUACCGCGGCGACGUGACCUUCACCACCCGCAGCGGCGAGUACCUGUUCGCCACAACGCGGAGCAACCACUUCGACGUUAGCGGUUACAUCACGGCGUUCAAGCUGGGACCAAAUGGUAACAUCGAGCGUCAGCUGUUCAUCCACCCGACCUCCACGAGCGGUGGUCACUCGAACGCGGUCAGCCCAUGUGACUUCAGUGACGAGUGGUUGGCGCUGUGCGAUGACCAGCUGGGCUUUGUGGAGAUCUACCGGUUCCGCGACGAGAAUCUGGCCCGGGUGGCCCGGGUGGAUAUUCCAGAGAAGGGAUUUGGCAUGAACGCGAUCUGGUAUGAUUAA